Molecule: messenger RNA, 1461 nt
Organism: Dunckerocampus dactyliophorus (ringed pipefish)
Lineage: Eukaryota; Metazoa; Chordata; Actinopteri; Syngnathiformes; Syngnathidae
Product: epithelial membrane protein 2-like
Exons: 5
Coding region: 98-586 (162 amino acids)
Cellular component (GO): plasma membrane
Source: RefSeq, a predicted model, not a curated record
UGUUUGUACAUUGCCAGGCUGAGUCUGAAGUUUGUGUUCUUGAGAGGAGGAGGAAUUUGACUGGAAGACACAGACGGCUAUCGAACACACUGCCAUCAUGCUGAUUCUCCUCGCUGCCAUCUUCGCCCUUCACAUCAUCGGCAUCAUCCUUCUUCUGGUGGCUACCAUUGACAAUGCCUGGUGGGUGACUGAGACCAUAUCUACUGAUGUGUGGGCCAGGUGGAUAUACAGCAAUGGAGUGUGGAACUACACUGAUCUCCCAACAGGAUCACACUACCCAGAGGACUACCUCCAGGCGGUGCAAGCCAGCUCAGUGCUCGCCUGUAUAUUCUCCAUCCUGGGCAUCUUCGUGUUUGUAGUCCAGCUCUUCACCUUGAACAAAGGACAGAGGUUCACCAUCUCCGGCGUGUUUCAAGCCCUCGCCUGCCUCUGCAUCAUGAUCGCAGCCUCCAUCUACACGGACCGCUUCCAUCUCAACGAGAAUUUCGGCUCUUACGGUCACUGCUACAUCCUGGCGUGGAUCUCCUUUGUUCUCACGUUCAUCUCCGCCAUCACUUACUUUGUGCUACGCAAGAAGACCGCAUGAGAAUGAUGCUGGAGUUAACUCCGUUUGACUGGAUCUCUUUUAGUGAAAAAACAAACAACAAAAAAAGAUUUGUAAUUACUGAGCGAUAGACUGUAACAUUCCAAAAUGGCAGGAAAAGACAGGCACCAUCUAUUUCAGCUGCACCACAAUGGAAUAUUAUUUUCCAGUCAGUUUGGCCUAAGUACAAAAAAGUACCAAAAAAAUAUGCUUAAACAUGCACAUGAUGCUAUGAGAACGAUUAUUAAAAAUAUUUCUAGCAACCUCACGGGUUUAGUGAGCAAAAUCUGUGAUCUUCUUUGUUUGUACAUUUAAAUAUGGAUACAAGUGGAUAAAAAAAGGGGGUGAGCCUAUUAUUUUUCAUGUUCUUUUGUGAUUAUUUUAUUGCAAGUUCAUCAAUUUAAAUGCAUACACUUCCUGCGGUCACGAAUGCAAUGGCUGUGCACGGCACCGGUCCAUCGCGGCUUCUUGUACUUGUUGCGCGCCGAUGAGCGACGACACUAUGCAGAAAAAGACGGCGUCAAAAAAAUGAUAUCCGAAGGUUUGUUUCGGAAUGAUCUGGUAUUAGAAAGACAUCCGUGUUGUGUAACAGUACUAACCCUGCCCAUUCCAAGCAAUCAAUCUUUUGGAUGUAGCCACUGAAGUUAAGUAUAUAUAGUUGACAUUUUGUUAUGUAUGAAGCCAACGUCUUCAAAAUGGACCACCUUCACUGCCUUUAAAAAGUCAUUGUCGAAUUCCCCAAAGUGACGGGCAAAACUGCCGUUCCAUACCGUGUGUACAUAUGUUCCCUGUUAUGCUUUGUAUAUCUGAGGCUGUUUUGUCAUCGCGGAUGACAAUGACAGUGAUUUUUACUAUAAUAAAACUAGACUUUCCACCAA